Molecule: messenger RNA, 1506 nt
Organism: Cheilinus undulatus (humphead wrasse)
Lineage: Eukaryota; Metazoa; Chordata; Actinopteri; Labriformes; Labridae
Gene: drg1
Product: developmentally regulated GTP binding protein 1
Exons: 9
Coding region: 146-1246 (366 amino acids)
Biological process (GO): cytoplasmic translation
Cellular component (GO): cytoplasm
Molecular function (GO): GTP binding; GTPase activity
Source: RefSeq, a predicted model, not a curated record
GAGAUUUCCCGCGAAGAGGCGCACAGCGGCACUGCAGUUGCGUGGUUCAGAUCAGUGUGCCUGCUAAUAUCACCUAAGUUUGCCAACUUCAAUGUUAAGACUUUACAACUUCAUUCGGUAACGUUGGCUGUACAAAAGAGUCACAAUGAGUAUACUGGCGAAAAUAGCGGAGAUCGAAAAUGAGAUGGCCAGGACACAAAGGAACAAGGCCACAGCUCACCACUUGGGUCUGCUCAAAGCACGUCUUGCGAAACUGAGAAGGGAACUCAUCACACCAAAAGGUGGCAGUGGUGGAGCAGCAGGAGAAGGCUUCGAUGUUGCAAAAACUGGUGAUGCCCGUAUCGGCUUCGUCGGUUUUCCUUCAGUGGGAAAGUCCACACUGCUAAGUAACCUUGCAGGUGUAUACUCUGAAGUCGCAGCUUAUGAGUUCACCACCCUCACAACAGUACCUGGAGUCAUUCGUUACAAAGGUGCCAAAAUCCAGCUCUUGGAUCUCCCAGGAAUCAUUGAGGGAGCCAAAGAUGGCAAAGGAAGAGGACGACAGGUCAUUGCAGUGGCUCGAACUUGCAACCUAAUCCUGAUAGUGCUCGAUGUGUUGAAGCCUCUGGGCCAUAAGAAGCUGAUAGAACAUGAGCUGGAGGGCUUUGGCAUCAGACUAAACAAGCAACCACCCAACAUCGGCUUCAAGAAGAAGGACAAAGGAGGCAUCAACUUCACAGCUACAUGUGCACAAAGUGAGCUGGAUGCUGACACUGUAAAGAGUAUCUUAGCAGAGUACAAGAUCCACAACGCCGACAUCACUCUGCGCAGCGACUCCACCGCUGAUGACCUCAUCGAUGUGGUGGAGGGAAAUCGGGUCUACAUCCCCUGCAUUUACGUACUGAAUAAAAUCGACCAGAUCUCAAUUGAGGAACUCGACAUCAUCUACAAGGUGCCACACUGUGUGCCCAUCUCCGCCCACCAUCGCUGGAACUUCGAUGACUUGCUGGAGAAGAUGUGGGACUACCUACAACUCGUGCGCAUCUACACUAAACCCAAAGGCCAGCUUCCUGAUUACACGUCCCCUGUUGUUCUCCCUGAUGGAAGAACUUCAGUCGAGGAUUUCUGCUUAAAAAUCCACAAAAACCUCAUCAAAGAAUUUAAGUAUGCACUUGUGUGGGGAUCAUCUGUGAAACACAACCCUCAGAAGGUGGGGAAGGACCACGUGUUGGAGGAUGAAGAUGUUAUCCAGCUGGUGAAGAAGUAAAAGGAGUCUCAUCGCUCUGCAUGGCCUGUUUAUCACAAAAUGUUCUGUACGGUUGCUCGGUAAAUCAUCAAAUAUAUCUAUUAGAGCACAUCGUCAUGUGGGUCCCACUUUUUUCUCUAAUUUGCAAAAGAUAAGGUGAAUGUAAGUGUGACAUUGAAAAGAACCUACAGUACUUAACACCAUGAAUAGUUCAUAUUGAAUAUUGGUUAAGGCUUGCAUUAAAAUCUUUGGAAAUCUGUACAGUAAAAGAAUGAAGAGAC